Pistacia vera is the source of this 1108-nucleotide messenger RNA. Its product is annotated as alpha-soluble NSF attachment protein 2-like. Gene Ontology annotation, biological process: SNARE complex disassembly; intracellular protein transport. NCBI's taxonomy places the organism in Eukaryota, Viridiplantae, Streptophyta, Magnoliopsida, Sapindales, Anacardiaceae. The transcript has 9 exons. Gene Ontology annotation, molecular function: syntaxin binding; soluble NSF attachment protein activity. The record is from RefSeq and is a predicted model, not a curated record. Bases 83 to 952 code for a protein of 289 amino acids. Gene Ontology annotation, cellular component: SNARE complex; vacuolar membrane.
CUUCUGUUGCUCAUUACGCCCUUUACUUUGCCUUUACGAUACCUCUCGCCCUCUCGCCGAAGUCUGAACUCUGAAGGAAGAAAUGUCUGAUCAUCUCGCGAAAGCUCAAGAAUUCGAAAAGAAAGCGGAGAAGAAAAUAAAAAGCUGGAGCUUAUCCGGCUCUAAAUACGAUGAUGCUGCUGAGUUGUACGCUAAAUCUGCCAACCAUUUUAAACUCGCCAAAUCCUGGGACCGAGCUGGAUCACUUUACACCACCUUGUCCGAUUGUCACUUGAAGUCGGAUAAUAAGCAUGAAGCUGCCACUGCUUGUGUAGAUGCUGCAAACUGCUAUAAGAAAACAUCAAACAAAGGGGCUAUAUCAUGCUUGGAUCGAGCAGUAAAUAUAUUUGUGGAUAUUGGCAGAUACAGCAUUGCUGCAAGAUAUUCCAAGGAUAUUGGUGAAUUAUAUGAGCUUGAGAAGAAUAAUGAGAAGGCUAUUCUAUACUUCGAACGGGCAGCUGAAUAUUUUGAAAACGCAGAAGCAACAACCUCUGCCAACCAGUGCAAGCUGAAAGUUGCUCAAUUUUCUGCUCAACAAGAACAAUAUCAGAAGGCGAUUGAGAUAUAUGAAAAAAUAGCACGACAAUCACUCGACAUUAACUUGCUUAAAUAUGGAGUAAGAGGACAUCUGCUUAAUGCUGGCCUUUGCCAUCUUUGUAGAGGCGAUGUUGUUGCAAUAACCAAUGCUUUGGAGCAAUAUGAGAACUUGGAUCUAACAUUUUCUAGAACUCGAGAGUACAAGUUUUUAGCUGAUUUGGCUACUGCAAUCGAAGAGGAAGAUGUUACCAAAUUCACUAAUGUUGUCAAGGAAUUCGACAGCAUAACUCGGCUGGAUCCUUGGAAGACUACACUUCUAUGGCGGGUUAAGGAGGCUCUGAAAGCCAAAGUACUAGAGGAAGACGAUUUGACCUGAAAUGGAUCCACUAAUGUUUAGUAAUUUUUCCUUCAUUCGUUCUUUGUUUUUGCUUGGAAUUAUUCUGUACAUCAAAAGCGUAGUGUUCAUGUAUAAAGCUCUGCUUCUGCAGUCUAUUUAGAUCAUUUGUGAGAAUAACUUAUUUGUAAACAUAAG